Dromaius novaehollandiae (emu) is the source of this 3848-nucleotide messenger RNA. RefSeq names its product opioid related nociceptin receptor 1 (gene OPRL1). Lineage: Eukaryota; Metazoa; Chordata; Aves; Casuariiformes; Dromaiidae. Gene Ontology annotation, molecular function: nociceptin receptor activity; neuropeptide binding. The transcript is spliced from 4 exons. The coding region runs from base 218 to 1324 and encodes 368 amino acids. Gene Ontology annotation, cellular component: plasma membrane; neuron projection. The record is from RefSeq and is a predicted model, not a curated record. Gene Ontology annotation, biological process: sensory perception of pain; neuropeptide signaling pathway.
UGGGAGAAACCAGGCAGCCAGGGCUGGCUCUGCCCAGCCGCGCUCCUGCCUCCCUCCCUCUUCCCCCAUCCCUCCCUUCGCCUUAAAACCGUGGGCUCCGGCGCGCAGCCCCCCGCGCCGGCAGCAGCCCUGCCUGCCCGCAGCAUCGCCCGCUGCAGCCGCGGCGGAGGCAGCGCCGGGUCCCCGCGCCCAGGUCCUUGGCAAUCCUUGCUUCAGGAUGGAUCCUCUCUUCCCUGCCCACAUUUUGGAGGACCCUGACCUGAGAAAGCUGCUGAACGACUCCUCCAUGCUGAACCUGAGCUUCCUCCCCAGCAACUGGUUCAACAACGGCACGGGGGACAGCUUCCUGCCGCUGGGCAUCAAGAUCACCAUCGUGGUCGUCUACUCCAUCGUGUGCAUCGUGGGGCUGGUGGGCAACUGCUCCGUCAUGUAUGUGAUUGUCAGAUUCACCAAGAUGAAGACAGCAACCAACAUUUACAUCUUUAACCUUGCUCUGGCUGAUACCUUGUGCCUGAUGACCUUACCCUUCCAGGGUACAGACACAUUCCUGGGCUUCUGGCCCUUUGGCAAUGUCCUCUGCAAAAUUGCCAUCUCCAUAGACUACUACAACAUGUUCACAAGCACCUUCACCCUGACGAUGAUGAGUGUGGACCGCUACAUCGCCAUCUGCCACCCCAUCAAAGCGCUGGAUAUCCGCACUCCCCACAAGGCCAAAGUGGUGAACGUCUGCAUCUGGGCGCUGGCUUCUGUCUUUGGCAUCCCGGCAAUGGUGAUGGGAUCUGCAGAGAAUGAAAACAACGAAAUUGAUUGUCUAAUUAAACUCCCAUCACCCGUGGAUUACUGGGAUCCAGUGUUUGGCAUCUGUGUCUUUCUCUUCUCCUUUAUGAUCCCUGUGCUGAUCAUAACUAUCUGCUACAGCCUCAUGAUCAGGCGACUCAAGAAUGUCCGUGUCCUCUCAGGCUCUAAGGAGAAGGACCGAAACCUGAGGCGCAUCACCCGAAUGGUCCUGGUGGUGGUGGCUGUCUUCAUUAUCUGCUGGACUCCCAUCCAGAUUUUCGUGCUAGUCCAGUGCUUGGGUGCCAAGGCAGAAAGUGAGCUCGAGCUGGCCAUCUCCUGCUUCUGCACCGCGCUGGGGUAUGCCAACAGCAGCCUGAACCCAGUGCUCUACGCCUUCUUGGAUGAGAACUUCAAGGCAUGCUUCAAGAAGUUCUGCUUCCCCACCUCCUUCAGGACCGAGCUCCAGAUGUCCAACAGGAUGUGCAGCAUUGCCAAGGAUGUGGCUUAUGCCUGCAAGAACUCGGAGGGGACUAACAAUCCGGCCUGACUAGGCAUGGAAAUUCCCAUGGUGGCUGUCGCCCAGCAGAGUCCAACCACCCCCACGUCAGAGCUAACUCAGAUAACGGCUCUUUAGCAGGACCUCAAAACUGAGAGGCAAGAAACCAUGGAGGCAAUUUUGGGGGUUGGGAAAACCGGAUCCUGCAAGAGCAUGCAGAAAAAGUGAGCCAAUUUGACACAUUUCCAAUUCCGGUGCGCUCUGCACUGAAGAAUGUGUUUGACAUCAGCCCUUUGAUUCCUAAGAACCCCUGGUGGUUUGCAACUCUAUCAAGAAUUCAGGAAUUAAGGGGUUUAAACCAGGCAUUGCUCCUGGGCCUUACAUUAUUGCUGCUGGGAGACAGACAAAAUGCAAACUAUUCUUUUUCCUCCUUGAGCUGUUUAAGAUGCUAUCGGCUCAUAUGGCUCACCAGGCGCUCGUGUGUGGAUUUUAUUCCUGCGGCAUUGCUCUGAAAUUAGACUUUGCUGAAGCCAACGUGGGGAACAGCUGUCAGACAAAACCCUAGAUCAUCUCCAGGAUGAGUCAUCAUGCAGGGAAGGGAGUAGGGAGGGAGCAGAGGACAGGCUGGCAGAAGGGGAAAUUCAGACUGCCCAGAGCCAGGUGAGGUGCCUGGCUGAGAGCCUUGGCUCAGAGCCUGGGGACAAGUUCAACGCCGGUUCCUGCGACUGGAGGUCUGCAAUAAACCCUCCGCCUUGAGGGGCGAGCAGGGUGGUGAGAAGGGACUGUCAAAAGUGAUGAAUGUAGCCCAAAAGAGGCAAAGGAAAGACAUGAGAUGAACACAAAUCCUUGUUUACAUGCUGCUAAUGGUUUUCUUUUAACCCUGUAUUUUCAGUAUAAUAAUGGACAGUGUGUAUCUAUGUAGACACAUCUCUAUAUUGCUAUAGGUACAGAUGUAUCAUAGGAUUUCAUCUUGCCAAGCAUGCCUUGGAGAGCUUUCCUAAUGAGAGGAGAAGGGAACGAAGUGGCCUAAAUAUAUGUGUAUUUAUGUACAGGAGAAAGCUGUUUUAAAAGAGCUGGGAUGGCAGCUCCUCCGAAAGACAUGGACACUUCUGCUAGGAGGGGGCAGCCUAGGACAUUCCCACCAGCUCCAUGUGAGGAACAGUGUACAAAACAUACCAAAAGGGGGGAGUUUGUCUCUUUUUCCCUUUUCUUUCUUCAUUUUAAUGAAAUGAUCUACACGAAGUGGAGAGAGCGAGCCCCUUCUCCCUCAACAGCCUGGGAGAUGCUGCUGAGGAACCACACCUCCUGCCAGCUGUAGAUUGAUUUUCCCCCCCCUUUCCCAGUAGGACAGAAAUGCAUGUAAAAUGAAAUGCCCUGUCACUUCAUCUGGAAAUGGAAGAGUUGAACCUCUGAGCACUGUCUGCACAGGUGAGGAGGGUAGGCUCGUAUUCCCCCUGUCCUGCAACAGCCCCAGGAAAUUUUGGGAGUGGUGGUGAGUGGAGCUGACCAGAAAAUAAGGCUCUGAUCUCUAUUUGGAGAUGGAUGGUCAACUCCAGUGUGAGAAAAGGCAGCAGCAUCUGAACUGUACAGUCUUCAUGUGAAUAUAUUUCUUGUGCUCUGGUCUAUGAGAUUCUGUAUUUUUAAUGUAUUGAUUGCCAAUAUUUUAAUGCUGUCAUGUCCUUUACAUAUGCUAUAUGAAAGAAUCCAAUGUUAUAUUUCUAGGUAGAGAGUUUCCCUUAUGGUUGGGCUUAAAAUAUAGAUGCAAUUCUGAUGUCCCACAUAGAGGACCCAGAUUCCUUGUAAACUGCACAAGCUGGAAGAAUGUUCUUGCUGAUUAGCAUUUGAUGGGGAAUCUGGAGGGAUACCAGAGAAAACUUUACAAAUAUCACUUCUCUCGAAUAAUUGGGGGGUGAGGAGGGGGGGGGAAGAGGGGUGGAAAUCUGGGCACUUCAAGCACUUUGCAGUGGACAUUUACCCCCAAGUACUCCCUGGGAAAUCUCGUACAACUACCCAGGCUAAAACCCCAAGCGUGCCAAGAAGCAUUGCCUGCGGACCUCGCUGCUGGCAAGCUGCAUCUCUGCCCCUGGAAAAUUAGUUUGGGCUCUUAGGGAGCAAGAGAGAGUUUGGUAGCAGCUGGUUAAGGAGCAGCUGCCCUUUUUAGUUCUUGGGUUUUUAAAUAGACUUAUGUCCUCUUAAAAAAAUAUACUGGUAUUUGGCAAUUUUUAUAAUUUUGUUAUAAUGACUAUGCUGCAAGGAUCUUGCAUAAUCAAGUACUCGAUAAAUGUGUGUUUACUAAGCUUUUGGGUAAUUUCGUGGCCCUUGCGGUGAAUGUGUUUAGACAUUCUGUUCAAUGCUCAGUGGAGUUUGUUAUAAGAGCAAGAAACCUGAAAGCAAAAGCUUUAUUGUACUGUGCCUAUGGAAUUAAAGGCUUGUGAUCAGCUGGCUGGCUGGGAUGCAGGUGCUUUAAUUCUCUUCUGAAAUGGUUGUGUUCAUAUGAUUUUACAAUUACUGCAGUGUAAAUGACAAUUUCCUAGGUGGCUACUUGUGUGCUUUAAUAAAGGAAAAAUAAAACUCC